Polyodon spathula (Mississippi paddlefish) is the source of this 9507-nucleotide messenger RNA. RefSeq names its product microtubule-associated serine/threonine-protein kinase 4-like. Gene Ontology annotation, biological process: intracellular signal transduction; peptidyl-serine phosphorylation. The transcript has 30 exons. The record is from RefSeq and is a predicted model, not a curated record. Gene Ontology annotation, molecular function: protein binding; magnesium ion binding; ATP binding. NCBI's taxonomy places the organism in Eukaryota, Metazoa, Chordata, Actinopteri, Acipenseriformes, Polyodontidae. Bases 165 to 7742 code for a protein of 2525 amino acids.
GCUUAUUUAUGUGACGUCGUCUGACAUGGGAAAAGAUGCAUUGAGUAUUUUGCAAAGUAUACUUUUAAAAAUGUAUUUAUGCAUUGUAGUUAAACAGUGAAGUUCGGUGGUUUUGUGUGUGUCUGUUUCUUCCAUAAGGGAAAGCCAUUCGGCAGUUGAGUGAAAUGGAUGGGGAAGUUUAUCCAAGGUCUGCGAGUGACGGGAGCAAUAACUCUUCUGGUUCGGAAACACUGUCUGAGGGAGACAUGAAACAUAUUUUGUGCGAGACUAAUAAUAAUAAUAAUAACAACAACAAGGAGGACUCCUCAGACUCCGAAGGACAGGCGAGUUCUGCGGGGAGAGGUGAUCAACAACACGGUCCGGGAGGGAAAACAAGCGCCGCUGAAGGAAGCUUUGAAGAACAGGACACUCGGAAUAACGACCAAGAACUUGAUAUCGAUGACCAGGAAAAGGACGACGAAAUGCUGGAUCAUAUCCUGUAUGCUCCGUCCAUCCCCUUCCGCAAGUUCAGUAACCCUGAGGUCUCGGGUGGCUUGGGAAAAGCUUUCAAAUUGAAACGGCAGCUCAGUGAAGAUGGGAAACACUCCAGGAGAGGGAGUCUUGGUGGAGCUCUGACAGGGAAGUAUCUGCUACCUUACGUUGCUGCCCAGCAAGCAUGGACAUCCUCAGCCGAUACCUCCAACCUGGUCCGCAUGCGCUCACAAACCCUUGGGAAAUCAGCCCCGUCCCUCACUGCCAGCCUGAAAGAACUGAGCCUUCCAAGAAGAGGGAGUUUCCUCACUCCAAGAAGCUUGAGCCCAACCCCUACAAGCCCCUGCAGCCCUUGCAGCCCGCUGCACGCGUUUCACUUUUGGAGCUGCAGGACAAGCAACAGAAAAAGUCUCAUAGGAAGUGGUCAGUCUUCAGCACUUCCUCGACCACACUCCCCCCUUUCUGCUCACACAGGAGCCAGCCCUCAAGACAGUCCAAGAAAUUUCUCUCCAAGCGCCUCAGUCCAUUUCUCCUUUGCACGAAGGUCUGAUGGGCGACGCUGGUCUUUGGCAUCUCUUCCCUCCUCGGGUUACGGGACCAACACACCAAGCUCCACUCUUUCGUCAUCCUGCUCAUCACAGGAGAAGCUGCAUCAACUGCCGUUUCAGCCAACGCCUGACGAGUUGCAUUUCCUCUCCAAACAUUUCUGCACAGAAAGCAUUACCAGCGAUGACAGACGGGGGGCGGUACCAAUGCGGCCACGAUCCAGGAGCCUCAGCCCUGGACGAUCAUCAUCCUGCUGUGAUCAUGAAAUCAUUAUGAUGAACCAUGUCUACAAAGAAAGGUUUCCUAAGGCCACCGCUCAAAUGGAAGAGAGAAUUCAGGAAAUCAUCAAAACCAGCUCCCCGGAGAGCGUUCUCCCCCUGGCAGAUGGAGUCCUCAGCUUUGCUCACCAUCAGAUCAUUGAGCUGGCUCGAGACUGCCUGGAUAAGUCCCGCCAGGGCCUCAUCACCUCGCGCUACUUCUUUGAGCUGCAGGAGAAAUUAGAAAAGCUGUUUCAAGAGUCUCACGAGCGAUCAGAAAGUGGGGAGGUUGCGUUUAUUAAAGAACUUGUUAAAAAGAUUCUGAUCAUCAUUGCCCGUCCUGCUCGUUUGCUUGAAUGUUUGGAAUUUGACCCAGAGGAGUUCUACCACCUCCUGGAGGCAGCGGAAGGCCAUGCCAAAGAAGGGCAGGGUAUUAAAACAGAUAUCCCGCGGUACAUCAUCAGUCAGCUGGGCCUCACAAGGGAUCCCUUGGAAGAAAUUGCUCAUCUGUCAAACUAUGAUAGUGGAAUUGCAGAAACCCCUGAUUACUGUUACAACUCUCUUUUGUUUACACAGUCCCUGAGCGCCUCACUGAGAUCUCGCUGUAAGCCCUGUGAAAGUGAUUUUGAGAUGAUAAAACUGAUCAGCAAUGGGGCAUAUGGUGCUGUUUAUUUGGUGCGCCACAAGGAGUCCAAGCUGAGAUUUGCAAUGAAGAAGAUCAACAAGCAGAACCUGAUUCUACGAAACCAGAUCCAGCAAGCUUUUGUGGAGAGGGAUAUCUUGACAUUUGCUGAAAACCCAUUUGUUGUGAGCAUGUUUUGCUCGUUUGAAACUAAACGCCAUCUGUGUAUGGUCAUGGAAUAUGUUGAAGGGGGAGACUGCGCCACUUUAUUAAAGAACAUGGGUCCUCUGCCGGUGGAUAUGGCAAGAAUGUAUUUUGCUGAGACUGUUCUGGCUUUGGAAUACCUCCAUAAUUAUGGAAUUGUCCACAGAGAUUUGAAGCCUGACAAUUUGCUUGUCACAGCAAUGGGCCACAUCAAACUCACUGACUUUGGACUAUCAAAGGUUGGGCUAAUGAACAUGACAACAAACCUUUACGAGGGACACAUCGAAAAAGAUGCCAGAGAAUUCUUAGACAAGCAGGUGUGCGGAACCCCAGAAUACAUUGCUCCAGAGGUCAUCUUGAGGCAGGGCUAUGGCAAACCUGUGGACUGGUGGGCUAUGGGAAUUAUUCUCUAUGAAUUUCUGGUUGGCUGUGUGCCUUUCUUUGGAGACACUCCUGAAGAACUGUUUGGACAAGUCAUAAGCGAUGAGAUCAAUUGGCCCGAGGGUGACGAUGCACCACCGCCUGAUUCCCAAGAACUGAUCACACUGCUGCUCAGGCAGAACCCAUUGGAAAGGAUGGGCACAGGGGGUGCCUAUGAAGUAAAGCAGCAUCAGUUUUUCCAGAGUCUGGACUGGAACAGUCUACUACGGCAGAAGGCAGAGUUUAUCCCACAGCUGGAGUCGGAAGAUGAUACGAGUUACUUUGACACUCGGUCUGAGAGGUAUCACCAUUUGGAAACUGAGGAGGAGGAUGACAUUAAUGAUGAAGAUUUUAAUGUGGAAAUCAGGCAGUUUUCAUCCUGUUCACACAGGUUCUCUAAAGUCUACAGCAGUAUGGACCAGAUAUCUCGUAACCAAGGAGAGGACAAGGGAGAUGGGGGAGAAAAAACAAAGAGUGGGAGCCCUCUGACUGUGGACUCCCUGAGCUGGACUCCGGAGUAUAGUGAAAUGCCCUCGCUGUCCCACUCCUCAGACACAGAGAGCAGCAGUCUGGGACGCCGGUCUGGGAUUCUCCCUAAGUUCGCCAUUUCUGCCGAGAUGGAGGAAGAGGAGGAGCCCCCGGGAGAGCCUGAGAAAGUGUCCUUCACCAUCGGGGAGCCACCACCGGACGAGCCUGAGGCCACGACUCCAGGGAGCACACUUAGUGGCUCCACCCUUUCAGUGGCCAGCUUUUCUGAGCAUCUCGAUCAGAUGCAUACCAGGAGUGAAGGUGUGGAAAGCCCAGAUAACACCUCAGUGGUAUCGGAGGACCUCAGCACACACCUGGCCCAGCAGCGAUUAGAAAGCACGGAGAAACAUAAGAGUGUCCGCAAAGUUACAAAGUCUGUGUCUGCCAGCACUCUCUCCCUCAUGAUCCCAGGAGAUGUGUUGGGUGUGUCUCCUCUGAGUAGCCCGAUGUCUCCACACUCCCUGUCUUCAGAUCCCUCCUCCCGAGACUCCUCUCCCAGCCGCGACUCCUCCAUCUCUGCCGUCAGCCCCAAACAGCCAGUCAUCAUCCAUAGCGCAGGAAAAAAGUUUGGCUUCACACUGCGUGCCAUCAGAGUGUACGCUUGCGAUGGUGACGUGUACACGGUGUACCACAUGGUCUGGAAUGUCGAGGAAGGUGGACCGGCUCAGCAGGCGGGGCUGAGGGCUGGUGACCUCAUCACACACGUCAACGGGGAGCCAGUGCACGGGCUCGUUCAUACUGAAGUGGUGGAGCUGCUGUUAAAGAGCGGAAACAAAGUAGCCAUCACAACAACUCCGUUUGAGAACACGUCGAUUAAAACCGGGCCUGCCAGGAGAAACAGCUACAGGAGCAAGAUGGUGAGACGCAGCAAGAAACCUAAAAAGAAGGAGACCCAGGAAAGGAGGCGAUCUAUUUUCCGGCGAUUUGCAAUGCAGCCCUCUCCUUUGCUGCACACCAGCAGGAGUUUCACCUCUCUGAACCGGUCCCUCUCUUCAGGAGAGAGUCUGCCUGGCUCCCCUACACACAGCCUAUCCCCCAGAUCCCCAACUGCUGGCUUUCGGUCCACACCAGACUUCAAUCAGUCAGGUGCUACAUCCUCUCAAAGCAGCUCCCCCAGCUCCAGUGCCCCUAACUCUCCUGCUGGCUCUGGUCACAUCCGGCCCAGCACACUCCAUGGUCUCGGCCCAAAGCUGAGCGGACAGAGGUACAGGCAGGGCCGAAGGAAAUCAGCUGGAAGCAUUCCCCUCUCUCCACUGGCCCGCACUCCGUCCCCAACUCCACAGCCCACUUCGCCUCAGCGAUCCCCAUCACCCCUACUGUCUCACUCCCUUGGGAGCUCAAAAACAACACAGACUUUUCCAUCGAAGAUGCACUCCCCCCCUACCAUUGUCCGACACAUGGUGAGGCCCAAGAGUGCAGAGCCGCCAAGAUCCCCCCUGCUCAAGAGAGUGCAGUCCGAGGAGAAGCUCUCCCCGUCUUACCCCAGCGAUAAGAAGCACCUGUGCCCCCGCAAGCACAGCCUGGAGGUGACCCAGGAGGAAGAGCAGAAGGAGCCCCUGCAGAGAGAACCCAGUCUGCAGAGUCUGGAGGAGACUGCAUGUGAAACCCCCACAGUGACCCGCGUCCGACCCGCAGAGCAGGGCUGCCUGAAGCGCCCCAGCACACGCAAAAUUGGGAGGCAGGAGUCCAUCGAUGAGCUGGAUAGGGAGAAACUGAAAGGCAAAGUGGUCAUGAAGAGGCAAGACUGGGCUGAGAGGCGCGAGUCGCUACAGAAACAGGAUGCCCUGCAGGAAUCCAGCUUUGAACCAGAGCAAGUCUCCUCUUCUAGUUCAGAUGAUACGGAUAGAAGCUUUUCUGUCAGAGUUGGGCAGAGACUUGCGAGCGGUCCUGAAAUAUCAAUGUUGGAGCCAAACGUUACUAGUAGCUCACUGAAAGACACAUUGUACAAAAAAUGUACCACAAGAGCUAAUGAGAAUGUUACUGAGCCACAGCAUUCUCUUUGUGGAGCGUUGUGCAAGGGUGCAGAACCUGUUCCAGUACAGCAUGACUGCUCCAGAACCCCAUCCAGUUCCACACUUCAAGACCGCUCCUCUCCUUCUGCAGAGAGGCAGUACAGAGAUAACAUGGAGCAGCUAGCCAGACAGACAAAGGGAAUUAGUAAAUACGAAAGACUGGAGGCAAAACCCCAGAAUAUAGAACUUGUAAGAAAGAAGCAGUCUUUCGAGGAAAGAGAUGACUGCAUAUGCACUGCACCCAAGAAUCGGAUUUCUCCAACGAUCCACGAGGGCCGUCAACUGAAUUCCAAAAGUUUGCAGCUAGAUCCUUCCUCUGCUCAGGAUCUUGGCAAAGGAUCAAUGAGUGUGGUUCAUACAUCACCCAAUAUUAACACUGACUCGUUGGCUCCGAAGUUGUUGAGUGGGAGAGGAGAAACCGCUGUCGAGAAGCUUCAGUUAAUUUCAGCAACUGAGGGCCCAAUGAGAAAGACAUCCUCUGAAUAUAAACUGGAAAGUCGCUCCAUGUCUUCUCUAAAACCUUUAGAAGGCACUCUUGAUAUAGCUAUGUUAUCUGGACCAAGGACUUCAAAAACAGAAAUAUGUUUGUCUAAAGUGGCAGAAAACCAAAGCAGUGCAAGCCUUGGAAUAUCAAUAGAGACAAACCAGCAUUGCACUGAAAAAAUAUCAAGCCAGCAACAGGCAAUGGGCAAACCGCUGGCCGGUCGUGUAAUCCCAGGGACCCCUGGGGCUGCAAUGUCAGCAUACAAAAACCCUAGAACUGAAGAGUGUAAAAUGGAGAAACACAGCGCUACAUUAACAGAGAAAGCUAGCUGCACUGAAGAGUCUACUGACAUCGGCUGUGGAUCUCAAAAGAAUGCUACCCCAGAUACAAAAGGGAAAACAGAGACGAAUGCAAAGCAAUGUGUGGUGCAAAAUAUCACUGCUUCCCCCCUGGCCAGGAAUUCUAUUCCAAUCAAAACACCUACACUAAAAGAUGCUGGCAGUCUAGUGCAGGCAGAAGGUAGUGGAGAACUGGGGAAACCUCUGGAAGCAUUUAAUCUAAAGACUGAAAUCAAACAGCCCCCCGUGUCAAACAGUCCAAAAACCCCUAAGCAGCAGUCAUCUGUUCAGAUAGAGAAUUCUGAUGAGCGCAGAGGGAAGGAGUAUGUCAUCCAGCAGCAGCCAAGUGCAGUGAAGAAGGAAAGCAUUGAUAGACAGCUAGGUGUACGCAGCAAGGAACCUAGUGGAAAAGAUUUGCCACCCACUGUUCCGAGCUGUCAGCAUGUUUUUGCACCUCAGGAAAGGGGAAGAGGGGAACAGGGGGCUCUUUCUGACAAGGUGAAACAGAGCCAAGUGAAACAAAAGGCUGUUACCAGUGACGGUAAAACCAGUGCACCUCAAAGGGAAUGUUUGGCAGACUUUAGGAGAAGUGGUGCAUGUGCUGUGCAGGCAGAGUCCUCUAAUUCCCAAGCUAAAAGCGCAGAUGGAACCCUACCAAGCACUUACACUUUGAAAGAUAACAAUCGUCCUUCUGGUUCGCCUGUUGGAACAGAACAGAAAAACUAUAAAUGUUCAGACGACAAGAGGGCCAAAUUCCAGGAACAAAGUACAAAAGUAGUGGGCAAAAGUGAUACAUCUAAAGUUAAAACAGACAGCUUACAGAAAACCACGUUGACUCAAAAGUUAAACAGUGUAGAUGUUAGUAAUCAAACACAGCCCAGCACAGUGACGCAAAACAUCAAUAACAAUCCGCCAAAGAUGAGCGCUAAUAAGACAGAGGGGAUAGUGACAGAGUCUUUCAAAGUAAAAAGCGGCUUGUUGGAACCCAAAUCCCAGCCAAAGCCUUGUGCCACUGAACAGGGAGGCCUCUUACUCCAGACCAGUGAUUUAAAGACAAAAGAACCUUCUUCUAAAAUGCAGUCCUCCUUAAAACCUCCUCCUGCUCAAGACAGUCAGACAAGUUCAACGUUAGGGAUGGAUGCGGACAGACAGGCCAGUUUUAGGGACAAAAGCUCCAAAUGCGAGCAAAGAGAAAAUAUUAGUGGAAACUCUGGGGGUGCUGAAAAAUGUGAAGGGAAAUGCACAGAAAAGUCUGCUAUUAAAAAAGAGAACCUUGAUGGGAGACCAAGAGAGCCAGCAACUUUGCCAAACCCAGAGAGACUGCAUGGUCAGAAAGACCUAACGAAGAAUGUUGCGCCUCUCCAGAAGCAAGUGUCUGGGGAGAAGAUAAAAGAAGCACAGAUGCACAGUGACACACUUUCAGCCAAGGUUAACGCCAGCACAGUCAAUGUUAAAGGUGAACCACAGGUGACUCUUGCCAUGGAGGGUGGCACCAGGAAAGCAGCUGAGGGUACAGGGCCUGUGGCUCAGAAAUGUCAACAAAUUUCACCGCCUAUCAGCAGCAUCAGGGCUGAACUCAAUCAAGGGACUUGGGAAAAUACUAAAACCCCGAACCCUGAAAAGCUUGUGUCUGCUCCUAAAAAAGAUGCAGCCGAGCAAAAAGGGAAAGAGAAAAUUCACUCGCAAACACCCCUUGUAAAGAGUGUCCGCAAAGACACGUCAAAAAUGUCCCUAACUGUGCAAGACAGCUGUCUUCCCAGCAUACCUUUAGAGAAGGACUCCAGCCGGCAGAAACGAGCCAGGGAGGCAGCACGUGGAAAUCCGCACAGAAAGUCACAGCCAGGGAACGCAGGGACAUGAGGAAAAACCAGACGCAUCAGCCAACGCAAUUAUUACAUUAUCUUUACUGCAGCUCUAAACAUGUACUGUGUAGUGUUUGAAAGCAAACAAGGCAUGUAUUUUUUGGUGCGCAAUAUCAGUAUAAAAAUGGCUUUGUUUUCCACAUGUCGUCUUUAUUAAGAACCGGUAAAACUGUCACCACAUAGUAUUUGUACAGUGUCUUUACUGUAACGUUUUUCUUUGUGUGAGCUGGGUGUGUGUGCGUGCGUGUGUGUGUGUGUGCGUGUGUGUGUGUGUGGGUGGAAGGGAUGUGUUCUCUGUAAAUAUAUAAAAAGGAGUAAUAAGUUAAAUACAAAGUAGGCUACACAUUUUGCUGCUGAUUUUCAUCAUGUACCAAAAGUAACAUUUAUUUUUACUGUUUGUUUACUCUUUUGGGAACUAGCUGUCAGGUGGCAUAUCCACUGUGUUCACAGAGAAGGGUGUGAUCUCUAUUGUGAACAGGCCUUUUUAAGUUUAUAAUUUUUGUGCCAAUUAUGGGUGGCUUUGAAUUGCACAUUUAGUACUUGACUGGGACCACUAGAGGUUUUAAGGUGUGUGUGUUUGUGUGUGUGUGAGUGUGUGUGAGUGUGUGUGUGUGUGUUUAACCGUGUCUAAGUCAGUUUCAGUUUCAACACUUUUAGUAUCACCCAUAAAACCAUUAGGGUUAGUGAUGAAAUAAGGGUGUGUUUCCCCUGAAUGUUGCAAUGUAGUGGACUGGUAGCAUGAAACGUUCAUCUCACUGGUCAGGGAAUUUUAAUGCUAACAAAAGAAAAAGAAUGUCACCAAAUAUUAUUAUUAUUAUUAUUAUUAUUAUUUAUUAUUAUUAUUAUUUAUUUUUAUUUUUUUCACUCUAAGCAUACACAAUUUGAGAAGCACUGUUUCUGGCAAUGGUACAUGGAAGCAACCUGUAUUCUGCCACAUGCCUGCAACUAUUCAAUAUAAAAUGCUCUUAAGGUUCUGCAAAAUGCAUUGCAUCAUAUCUAGUAGAAGGGAGAGAGAAGCUUGCUGAUAGUAAGUGUAGGUGAAAUUCACAUUCCUUUAAAAAACAUUAAGUAGCUCUUUACAUUUCCUAUAGUAAUGUUUCAUGUGUGUGCAAAAAAAUAGAACCUGUUGACACUACUUAAUUGUAAAGAAAAGAAAAAAAUGAAAAAAGGAGGGGUAUAAUGGGCUUGUGUGAUGCUUCGAUAUGUUUUUUUCACUUUUGCUAAGCCUUUAAUUGUGCAUAUUGUAGAACUUGUAAUUAUGUAAUAUUUUAUUCUGCUUGGUUUAUGGUUUCCUUUGAAUAAGCUACUGUAAAAUUCACAUGUGUACAAACAUUUGUCAGAGGCAGAAGCAUUUACAUGGUAAUACAACUCCGUGUUCUGGCAUUCACAUUCAUUGUAAGCCUUUCUGACUGGUUAAUUAGAGGAGCUGAAACAAUUCAUGUUUAGACUAUCCGUUUCCAAUCCUGACUUUCAGUGAUACAAAAAAAUAAAUAAGAUAAACACAAUUUUGAGAAAUCGUCUUCAGUGCUGAAAGUUUAGCAUCACUGAAGAUUAUUUUUUUUAAUGUUUGUUUUUGAAGUUAUAGGUAAAGAUCCUUAACUUUUAAACAGAAGGCACAGCACAUGCUGAAACUAAAAGAAUGAGAGAAUUUAGCAAUUCUAUCCUUAUUGAACGAAGGGCAAUCUUUUAUUACUAUACUUCUGUUUGGGUGAAAGCAGGAAUAAAAUGAAACCUGUAUAUAUAUGUGUAUGUGUGUGUGUGUA